GACCGGGAUCGGGAUCGGGACCGGGAUCGGCACUGGAGGGGCCGCCCCGGCUCCGCCGCAGCGCCGGGAACGCGCGUCCGGAGCUGCCGAGGAGGACGAGCCGCUGUCCCGCCCCGAAACCCGGCGCGGGAGGCGAAAAUGGGCCGUAAAAAAAUACAGAUCAGCCGAAUAUUGGACCAGCGGAACCGGCAGGUGACGUUCACCAAGCGGAAAUUCGGGCUGAUGAAGAAGGCCUACGAGCUGAGCGUGCUGUGCGACUGCGAGAUCGCCCUCAUCAUCUUCAACAGCACCAACCGGCUCUUCCAGUACGCCAGCACCGACAUGGACAAGGUGCUGCUCAAGUACACGGAGUACAGCGAGCCCCACGAGAGCCGCACCAACUCCGACAUCCUCGAGACGCUGAAGCGCAAGGGGCUGGGGCUGGAGAGCCACGAGCUGGAGCUGGACGAGGGCCCGGAGCCGGGGGACAAGGGGAGGAGGCUGAGCGAGGGCGUGGACCUGUCGGUGGCACGGAACAGGUUCUACAGCCCGGUGCCGCUGCCCGAGGCCGCCUAUGGCAGCUCCCCCCCGGCCACGGACACGUCCCUGGGCAGUGCCAGCAGCUCCCCCCAGAGCCAGGGUCGCUCCCCCGCCUUCAAACCGGCAGCCCCGAAGCCCCCGGGACGGUCCCCGGGGCCGCUGCCCCCAGGUCUCGGCUACCCCCUGUUCCCUGCGGGCGGCCUGAACCGAGCCCUGGCCACCAAGACCCCCCCCCCGCUGUACCUGGGGGCCGAGGGCCGGCGCGGGGAAGCCCAGGGCAGCCUGACGAGCGCCCGGGGCGGCGGCAGCACCGCGCGGCCGCUGUACCCGGCCCUGCAGACCCUGAGCCCCGUCCUCGCCCCGGGCAGCUCCAGCAUCCCGAGCCACGGCCUCGCCGGCUUCCCCUUCCUCAGCCCAGCCCAGGCGGAUUUCGGGGCUGGCGAGGUCCCGCCGCCCCCCGGGUUCCUGCAGCCUGGCCCCCCGGCGUGGCAGCACCCCCGGGACAUGGCAGCUCUGGGGGUCAGCAGCCGGAUCGUCUCUGCCGAAGACCCUCCCCCGGCCCCCGGCUCCUCCCCGCAGCACCCAGCCAUCAGCAUCAAGUCGGAGCGGGUCUCCCCGGGGCUGGGCUGCCCCUCGGGCACCCCCCAGACCUCCCUGGCCAGCCUGGUGUCCCUCAGCGAAGCCUCCCGAGGCCCCGGAGACCUCCAGCCCCGGGACGACUACGCCAAGGGGUACCCCUACCCCCUCGGUGCCCCCCGGCCGCCGGCGGAGGAGCAGAGGGUCGCGGUGCCCCCGCGGCGGGCGCAGCCCAUGGACGUUUGGCAGAGAUAGCGAGGCCGAGGGGGCGCGGGGGGUGGGCCGGGGGAAGCAGUGCUUGGGGGCAGCAACCCCCCCCUUCGCCCCCACCCUCAGGCCCUCGGGGAGAGCCCCCCGUGCCCUUUGCAGAGCGCGAGCGGUGCCACGGGGGCUUCUGGCGGGGUCCAGGCCCCCCACUCCACUGCCCCCCACAUGCCACCGACCCCCCUCCCCGCUGCGCUGCCCCCGGGACCCCCGCGAGGCCGGGACCCCCAGGGGCAAGGAGCGCUGCCCCCGGUGCCCAUCCCCGCCCGUCCCCGCCCGUCCCUGCGCCGGAGUGUCCCCAGCGAGCGGGAGUGGCUGAGAAGUGCCACGCGGUGGCAGCAGGACUGAGAGCACCGGCAGCAGCUCCGACCCCGCAACCCCCCCGGCCCAAUCCUGCGCCCAGGGGGGGCUACCGGGGUCCCGCAGCGAAGGGUGGGG
Molecule: messenger RNA, 1797 nt
Organism: Pipra filicauda (Wire-tailed manakin)
Lineage: Eukaryota; Metazoa; Chordata; Aves; Passeriformes; Pipridae
Gene: MEF2B
Product: myocyte enhancer factor 2B
Exons: 9
Coding region: 139-1350 (403 amino acids)
Biological process (GO): positive regulation of transcription by RNA polymerase II
Molecular function (GO): protein dimerization activity; RNA polymerase II cis-regulatory region sequence-specific DNA binding; DNA-binding transcription factor activity, RNA polymerase II-specific
Source: RefSeq, a predicted model, not a curated record